Molecule: messenger RNA, 6747 nt
Organism: Porites lobata
Lineage: Eukaryota; Metazoa; Cnidaria; Anthozoa; Scleractinia; Poritidae
Source: the annotation of a GenBank genome assembly
CUUUGAAUCCUUCGAGGUUGUGAAGUCUGCUGGAUUCGUUUCUCUAGCUGGGAAAGCUUCAUUAGUUUCUAUAUCUGAUGCUAUCCUAUUUCUACGAUCCUAACAUGUUUAUUUACCGUUGGAGGUCGAAUUUCGUAAAAAAGUUGUGUUGGAAAAGGGAGCAUGGCGACCGAGAUGCCACGUGCCUCUUACCUUGUGUCUUGUAUGGAGGGUGAAUUUGAGAAAACUAUCACGAAAAUUCGUUUGAGCUUUAAGGACAACAACAACUAACUGUAGAGUAAGUUUCAUUGACCUUUAUUCAGUAUUUCCUACAAAUUUUAGGAUCGUAUUUUUACUCCAUAUUAACAACACAGCGCCUGGGGUACCUGUGGUCUUACGUACAAAAUAGAGUUGCGCCGUGAUAAUGCAAUCGAAAAAGAAGAAAUGCAAAGGUUAGCAUAUUCGAAAAUUAUUUAAGGGCCCACGUAAAAGUGAAGCUGCCUUUCAUGAGCUGACCGCUACAGCCCGGAGCUGCUACUAAGGAGGAACAACACGAAAUUUCUCGUACCGGGAACAUGGGAGAUGCAACACGAAAGAAGUUGAAGCUGGAACAGGAAGCUGGAACGUCAAACGGCGAUGCGGUGAGUUUUUAAAGCAUCUUCCCGUAGAAAUAUUCCUGGAUAAAUUUGUAAUCCGUCAAAUUCGAAUAAAUAUUCUAUAUCAAAUAAUGCAGUGUUCUUACCAGGAUUUUAUACGCUGUAAAUUAAGAACAUUUAAAAUUUGUAAUUUCAAAAAAGUUAAAACAUAGACUGCGUAUAGACUCUGUAGGAUAGAGAAGCUAAAAAGGGGACUAUGAGAGGGAGAAAAUUAAAGCAGGUCGCAUUUAGUACAUACGGUUAACUCGACAUUUUUACCGGUCUGAGUAAGAGUGAAUACCUUGUACUCUCUUAGAUAAUGGUGGGUGUUUUCUAAAGACGCCAUAAACUAUUAAAUUUUGGCUUAUAUUAUAAGGAAGUGUACGUUUGGUAUACGUAUGUAAACAUACGUACACGUAAACAUUCCCUCUUCGUGCCCUUUGGCACCCGGCCUUGUGCUAAUUAUAUAUAGUGCAGCAUUUUCUGAAAAAGUGGGCAAUGGCGCAAUGCUGCAGUUUGCUAAGAACACAUACUUGUCAAACCUUAAUAACUUUCAUUUGCUUUGAGAAACCAAUUUUGUUUCCCUCGGAACUCAACGUUUGAAUCUCAAUCCUUCCCUCUGUUCUUACUUGGAAAACAAUGCAACUCUUGCAGACUCCCCUGAUUGGCUGGUAGAGCACUGCACUCCAAAGCAGGAGUUAAUGAGUUCAAUGGGCCCUUUGCAUGAAGCAGUCACGUGGUACAAAAAACACCUCGCUGUAAGGCAAACAAUGCCAUGGUACCUUGAAAAGAGAAAAUAUUAGCUAAUUUUGAAUGAUCUGAUUUCUUUGUUUUUCUUAUCUCUCUGUAUUGUUUGCCUUUCAGCAAGCUCAGCGUUUUUGUCCCAUGUGGGUAUUGCUUAAAUUGGAAAAUUUACUGCAAUGAUCAUUCUUCACUUUCAUCUACAACCGCAGUUCAAAAAUGAAUUAUUUCAUAUAUACUUCACAUUUGGGGAUAUACUGAUCAAUUUCCGUACAUGUAUCUUCUAUUGCUUUAUUCUGGACAAAAUAACUAUGAUUGAAAACAAGAAAGUUUAUAGUGGCACAUGCCUAUAAAACCUAUAUAUAUUUUUUGUUUUUUGUGUUUUGUUUUUUUGUUAAUUUUUCCUUUAUUCUUUGCACAAGCACUACAACAUCUAUUCCAAUAAAAUACUACUACAAGUACACAAAAUACACUUCCUACUAUACAUAAAUAAUGGCUGACACAAAGACUGUUUAGGUACAAUUACUACUAUAAAAUAGGAUAUAAGUUUUUUUUUUGCAUUCUAAUUCUCACUACCACGGCAGAAUAGCUGAAACUUUUCCCAUUUACUUUCCUGAUCGGCAACAUAUAUAACACUCCUUCUUGCAGGGAACUUCAGCAAAGCAAGGGAUUCCUGCUGGAGCUUCUGCAAACUCAAUGUCCUCUCUUGGUCACAAAGUUCUGUUGGAUCGCUUAUAUGGUACUAUUUAUGGAAACUGCAUUGGAGAUGCUAUUGGACUGCUGACUGAGUUCAUGAAUAAAACAAAGGCCAUCAGUGUGAGUUUUUUUCUUUCCUGCUGUUUCUGUCAGGCUAUUCAAAUUUGGGUGCACAUAUGGCCAGUCACAGUUGAUAUCAGUGGGCUGUUUAGGUUCAAUGGGAGGGGUGUGUGCUCUGGCUCAAACAAUAAGGGGCUAGCUUGCAAUGCAAUUUGAGAGUUGAUCCAGUUAAUCCAGGAGAUUAGACAUACAUAAGUACAUGCUUUAAUUAAUUUGGAAAGACCAUAAACACUAUUAAUUAUACACUAUCACUUGGCUGCGUUAACAAGAGCACAGGACACUAAAUUGACGACUUCCACUGAAAUUUUAGUCACCAUCUACCUACAGUGGUAUAAGCAAAAAACAGUCAGGGCUAAUGUGUCACUGGCUACUUAUCAGGGUUAUGAUAACUUUCCCGCGGAUAUUAUUGGCUUGCUAUAAUUUUUAACUUUGUUUGUUGGGGGAUGGUGAGAAUUGUUAUACUUUUUGGGCCAGAGUCUGUUUUCACCCAAGUGUACAUGUUACAGGUCAAAAUUAGGUUGAUUAUCAAUUUCCUUUGUCUCAAGCCCUAAUUCAUGACUAAAAAUACUCCUAGGUGAUUCAUGCGACAGAAACUGUGUUAAGCUCUGGUUGUGUACCCCCCCUUGGCUCAUGAAGGCCUAAGCCUACCUUAGGAGAUACCUCACCACAGUGUUGUUUGUUUUGAUAUGUAGGUUUAUGGUCGUCAAAGGCCGCAUUUAGAAUAUCACAUGAAACACAAGGACCGCCACCGAGGAAAAUUUGACACAGGAGACUGGACAGAUGAUUCAGAUCAAAUGAUUCUGAUUUUGCUGUCUCUGAUAGACAACAAAGGAAAGGUGAGAAGAGCCUGUACAUCGAUCAUUACCUGAAAUGACCUAAUAAAUGCCCAUUUCCCAAUAAACGCCUCUUACAUAGCCCCCUCUAUGCUGUUAAAAUUGUAUGCCCCUUUCUAAUAAACUCCUCUUUUUUAAUAGAUCCCCCCCCAUGAGAAUUACUCCAAAAUACUGGGAAUUAGCAAAACAGGAGCAAAAUCGUUCAUUUCAUUCAGUUUCUUGCUUGAUUAACAAGGCUGAUGUUUAUUUUAUCUUGCUCAAUGUCAAGAUCAAAGUAAGGAUGGACCAACGAUGGUGACGCAAUUACCCUGAGCAAGAAUUCUGACAUCGAUGUUGGGACUUGAUAGAGCGAUUUGUAGAGGUACUAUACCUCCUGAGAUCUAAAUUCUGGACUAGGAGACCAUUUUUUUGUAGCACUCCCCACCCCCAUCCCAAUAUCAGCCACCUCCCCCACCCUCUUCACCUCCCUCAAUAAACACAGCCCAGUAUAUUACUGUGUAUGUGAAGUCUAAUAUCAAUUGAACAGCAUCAAAAAUGGCUUCUACGACUGGAUUGAUGAUAUAAUCUUAUUUUCAGUAUUCAAAUAUGGGACAAAGUGUCUGAAGUUAUUUGGUGUGCAACAAACACAGACUGUAGACUUGCAGGCUGGCAGGUAAGUGAGGUAAACAUUGUCAUGAAAUGUUCUAAAAGAUUUCCUAUCCCUAAACUGGACUUUUAGGAGACUUAGGGAUAGAGAAUUUUUUGUUAGAGCAAUAUUUUACAACAAUGUUUACAGGGUUGUCAUUAAGAGCCGGGGGCCGGGGAUUUUCCCCGGCUACUUUUAUUGGAAAAUAGAAGAAAAACAAAACCAAAAGAAAUCCCUAGCUGUUUGAUUCCCCGUGUACUUGUUGUAUUUACGCAGCAACUUGAAAUCUUAGUGACAACCCUGGUUUACCAGCUCCUUUACCUGCUACGCAGUCUGCAAGUCUGCAGCCUGCACUUGUUGCACACCGGAAGUUAUUCCACCCCCAUAACCAAUGGGUCAUUUUCUAAAACCAGACCCAGUCUCUUAAAAACAUUAUUUCCUGUUUUAUCACCUAAUUGAUAGAUGGAGCCUGUUGACUAUGCUUUGAAGCUGAAGACAUGGAGCAGGAAUGGUUUCAAGGAACUUGGUGACAAGACAGGAAUGGGCAUGGGAAGCACAACACGCAAAGUGUUGCACCAUCCUCAAUUUCUAGAGGACCCUCAUAAGGUAUUACCACCUGCAUGAUAAAUUCAUAGACUUUCUAGAGGGGACUCCUUAGUUGGUGAUUGUCUUUAUUUAGAAACAGCUAAUGAAAGGAAUUUAUGCAAACAAGCAAGGUUAUGAUGGGUACGAGUUUUCUGAAUAGAAAAUCAGCAUCACUGGGUUCCCUUUGUCCAUUGUAUUGUACUGUUUAAAGAACAAUUGCUUUGGGUUUGGGGUUGGAGGGUGAAAUACACAUCAAGGAAAGACGUUCAAGUGGCAAAACAAAAUGUAAAAUGACUUAAUUAUAAUCGAGAAUGUCUUUGCAGUGUGUUUUGCAUUUUGGUUCAUUUGGUCUUCUGCCAAAAGACAGUAGGCACCAAUUCGAAGUGGUCGUUUUAUGGAGUGAUACAUCCUCAGGAGCUGAUUUUAUUAAUGGGCAUCGGAUAGCCUGCAUAGCAAGCGUUCCCACGCAAGUUCGGCAAGAAAGUUCAAUAACUCAAUUGGAAACAUGCUUGCUAUGCAGGCUAGCUCCUGAAAAUAUUAGGAGAUGAUUACAUCUUGAGGAGUCACUGUGGGUAUUCAGUUCUUCACAUCCAACAAAUGUGUCCUUUUACACAGGGGUAACUGUUUUAAUUUUCUCCAUCAGGCAGCAACAGACGUCUGGGAAUAUUCAGGCCGCUAUCUUGCUCCAAAUGGAGGUGUCAUGCGCACUUCAGUGCUUGGAAUACAUGACUUUGGUAACAUUGAUGCUGUAAUAAGUAACACAAUGGCCACUUGCAAGGUCACGCACGUAGACCCAAGAUGCAUUGCAUCGUGUGUUGCUGUGACAACAGCCAUUGCAAUGAUGUUACAAGGAAAGCAUUUAAAGUAUUCAAGGGAUUAUGAUGUUGAGGCAGUGAUUAAAGAUGCAUACAAGUACGCCUGUAAGACACUUGAAACUACAGCAGAGGUAAUUCUAUGAAUUUUAUGUGGAAGUAGUACCAUUUUUGAAUUUUUACCCUUUAGACCCUAAGAUCAAAAUUUGAAUUCUCAUUUAUUGCACUUAUUCAUUUCCUACAGAAUUAGUGGGGAGAAGUUCAUAAAACAUCAAGCAAAUUCAUCUUGUGUGAUCAUAUCAGUAAUUCUCAUGACCACUCUGUUUUACAAAGCAUUGAUAUUACAAGGAGAAAUUUGAGGCUGAUCACUCUUAGGGCUUAAAUGGUUAAUGUCAUAUAAUUUAUGUAUUGUUAAGAAAAAACUCGUGUCAAUAAAAUUUUAAGAAAAAUAAGAAUUUGAAUUUCAUUUCAAAAUAGUUGGCAGUUAUAACAGUGAAGACCAGAAAGCAGCAUCGCCUUCUAAUCUGAAUAAUCUGGAACAAAAAUAUUUAAACAUUCAGUAAAUCUAAAAUGAAGUGGAGCUUGUUGGUAUUAGCUGACCUUUGAAUCUCUAUUUUUAGGCUGAAGAGCUAAAGAAGUACAUGUUUUGUACGUCAUUGGAUGACCUCCAGCUCGAUGAGAGUGUUAAAAUAGGCUACACAUACAAAUGUAUGGGGGCAGGAUUCUGGGCUUUGAGGCAGAACGACUUCCGAACUGCAUUGGAAGCCAUAGCAUAUGAGGUAACUUCAUGUUCAAAUCAACUUCUGGACUCAUCAUCUGAGAGGUUUUGUUUAAUAGAGAAUGGAUUUGACAAAAUUAGUCUGAAAAGCAGUUAUUCAGCUAAAUGUUUUCCAGAGGCUCAACAACCCGUAUGCCGGUACGCAUAUGCGGACAUGAAAUGAUGUCGAAGAUUCGAAAGAUAUUAAGUAAAAAGGACAGAGUUUUACUAUUCCCCCUUUCAAGUUUUUUCAUUCAUAAAGAACAGUAAGAUAAAUACUCUCGCCAUUUUUUGCUUCAAACGUUUUACUUUUGAAUUACCCAUUUUAUGGAUUCUUGGAGAACCUCAACACAUUUUAGCUAAGGACAGCUCGUGUACAAGCCGGAGAAAACUGGUAACAUUUCGUGACGCCAAGAGGAGCCUCUCACGAAGACAUUUUUAGUGGAGCUCCUAUUUCGUUUGUGGGGAGGGAAGAUACGAGCUCCCCUAAAAACUAUUUAAAAGCUUGCGUGGGAGGCUACACUACCACUGGUUUCCCCGCGAAGUCACGUCUGUGAAAUGAGCACUACCCUGAUCUCGUUAGUGCUUCUACCGAUUGGUUGAGGCAAAUUUCCCUCUCUGCAGGACCAAUCAGAAGCACGACCCAGAUCUUGGUAGUGACGCAUCAUCAGUAUGGAAUUUCUGUGCUCAUUUCUCAGACAUCAUUUCGCAAGGAAACCAGAGCUGAUGUCGCGAAAGGUUGGCUACUUUCUCAGGCUACUUGUACUUGCGUACCAAAUUCCAGGCUACUACAGUUUGUUUUAGUCUGGUUGUGUUUCUCAUCUUGCAGGGUGGGGAUGCUGACACUAAUGGCGCGGUAGCCGGAGCUCUGUUGGGCUGUAAACUUGGUAGCAGUGCUCUUCCACCAACUUGGCUCAAAGGACUGAAGCACAAAGGCUGGUUAGAUGGACAUAUAACAAAGUAA